Molecule: messenger RNA, 2595 nt
Organism: Diprion similis
Lineage: Eukaryota; Metazoa; Arthropoda; Insecta; Hymenoptera; Diprionidae
Product: bleomycin hydrolase
Exons: 4
Coding region: 131-1501 (456 amino acids)
Biological process (GO): proteolysis; L-homocysteine catabolic process; response to toxic substance
Cellular component (GO): cytoplasm
Molecular function (GO): cysteine-type aminopeptidase activity
Source: RefSeq, a predicted model, not a curated record
CGCUCCAGCGUCGCCAUCGCCUUUCGACAAUCAGCUGGACUAUACAAUACUCCCAGAUAUUCCGGCGUGCCUCGUCUUAGCUGCCACUGUUUCUCGAGCGUCGAAGAAAUCAACUCGUAACUGCCGAACGAUGGUUGCCUCAGCAGGGGUUCUCACUCCGGACAUAAUCAGCAAACUGCGUAACAAGUUUUACGAGAAUGAGAAAAAUGUUUUGGCCCAAAACGUGUGCACCAAAAUUGAUCCUCUCGAGGCAUGCAUGUCUCGUCAGUACCUCGAAGAGACUCAACAUGUUUUCAAUCACAAAGUCGAGCUGGAAGGGAAACCGGUUACAAAUCAGAAGAACUCUGGACGUUGCUGGAUAUGUGCUACUCUGAAUGUUAUACGAAUUCCGUUUAUGCAACAGCACAACUUGGAUGAAUUUGAAUUUAGUCAGGGAUACUUAUUUUUCUGGGAUAAGAUCGAACGAUGCAAUUACUUCUUGCACAACAUGGUGAAGGCAGCUAAGGCAGGAGAAGCAGUGAAUGGCAGGCUAGUAUCAUGGCUCUUGCACGACCCAACAUGCGACGGUGGUCAAUGGGACAUGAUUGUGAAUCUCAUAAACAGACAUGGUCUUGUUCCAAAGAAGCUGUUUCCAGAAUCAUUUAGUUGUGACUCUACCAUGCGUAUGAACAGCUUACUGAAAAGCAAGCUCAGAGAAUUUGGAAAAGCUUUACGAGACAUGAUUGCUGGUGGAGCGUCAGACGUUGAUAUAGAGAAUCAGAUCGUCGAGCAAAUGACAGUGAUAUAUAGAAUUAUUGGUAUCUGUCUAGGUAUUCCCUCGGAGAAAUUUACAUGGGAAUACUACGACAAGACAAAAAAUUAUAAUUGCAUUGGACCGAUAACACCGGUUGAGUUUUAUGAAAAAUAUGUCAAACCAAGCUUCAAUGUCGACGACAAAGUUUGCUUGGUAACUGACCCCCGGCCAACAAAUCCAUAUGGCAAUCUUUACACGGUUGAUUACUUGGGAAAUAUAGUCGGUGGACGAUCAACAAUAUACAACAAUCAGCCUGUCGAGUUACUGAUGAACCUCUGUGCCGAAAGCAUAAAGCAAAACGAACCAGUAUGGUUUGGCUGCGAGGUCGGCAAACGGCUUGCCAUGAAACAAGGCAUUCAAGAUCUGAAAGCGCACGAUUUCAAACUUGUAUUCGGAACAGAUGUUCAAAUUGGUCUAACCAAGGCGGACAGACUACUAUAUGGAGAGUCUAUGAUGACUCAUGCGAUGGCAUUUACUGCAGUCUCUACUGAUGAAAAUGGGAAGAUCAAGAAAUUCCGAGUUGAAAAUUCGUGGGGAGAGGAACGUGGGGAGAAAGGUUAUCACGUGUUAUCCGCGGACUGGUUUUCAGAAUUUGUAUUUGAAAUAGUUGUGGAUAAAAAAUAUGUGCCCGAUGACGUUAUGGCCGUGUUUCGACAAGAACCCACUGUUUUACCAGCAUGGGACCCUAUGGGGACUCUCGCACAAUGAUAAGCGCUUUUCAAUAGGUACCAGAAACAAUUUAUUCUUAUAAAUAAGAUAAAGUUCAAUAUUGGGGCUGUUCUGGAGUCGAUUUCAACACACAUUCACACGCAUAAAACAAUAUCCCAGUAUCUCAUUAUAGUACAUACAUUGUAACGCUUCAAACUAAUUUUAAUCUUAAGAAUACUUUUUCUCUUUCUGAAGAUUGGUCAAGAUUUGCAUACGCUGUAAGCACUUAUCUCGUGUUUUCACAUCGUGCUUUCAACUAAUUGCACGCAUAUUAAUAUCACUGAACGCCUGUUACUCUUUCAGAAUCUGCUUCAUACAGCAGGAUGUUUAUGUAUAAGCUGACAUCGACUCCAUCCCUGCCUGAGGGGCCGACACUCUUUUAUUAGAAAAAAAUUUGUGGUUUGAUUACAAAGCUGGAGUGAUUAAACAACAUGAAUAAGAUCUGGUCAAGUACUUUUUAUAUUAAAAAUGCGUAACAGUACUAGAGAAUGGAUGGCAAAAAUCUCAACUUGAAAAAAUCGGAACGCACUUUAUAAUUUUUACGUGAACAUUUCGUAAAAGGGGUAAAAAUCUUUCUACUUAAUCAGAUUUUACGGCCUCCUACUUUCUACUCCAUCUAUAGGGAAAAUAAAUCGUGUUUCGUGCUGAUCCAAGUCUUUAUGUCCCUCAAGAAGUGCAUAAAUUAACUGCACGUAUUGGUACCGUCAAGAGUAAUGUCUCAGCGAGUCAAUUUUUUAUAACAAUCGCUCACCGUUCAUUUUUAGAGAUUUAAGAAAAAAUGUAUAAAAUAUAAAUCAAGUAUACGUAGUCAUUUGUGUACACCUUUGGUGAGUAGCUAGGCUUGUUAAGUGAAGUCAUGUUGCUAGUCAUUGACCAAAGAUAGAUUGUCAAAGUAUACCCAAUAUUGAAACCGCGACCGAAUACACACGAAAUUACCAAAAAUAAUCACGUCUAAUCGUAACAACAUUCUUUCUGUUUGACCAAUUGAUGAUGAUGUUCAUGAAUUCGUGGUUAGAUAUUAGUCAAAUCAAUUAAACCUAUCUUACGCUACCAUAUUUUAUGUGUAUGUAACACGGAAUUAGGUGAAACUGAAC